Molecule: messenger RNA, 984 nt
Organism: Chenopodium quinoa (quinoa)
Lineage: Eukaryota; Viridiplantae; Streptophyta; Magnoliopsida; Caryophyllales; Amaranthaceae
Exons: 2
Coding region: 1-984 (327 amino acids)
Source: RefSeq, a predicted model, not a curated record
AUGGAGGAAGAAGAUGACCCUGAAUUCGAUCUUGGAAGCUACAAACAAUCUACCGCAAGGAACUCAACCAAUAAUGUAGAUGCUCAAGGAGAGCUAUUUAAGAAGGUGGCGCAGAGCAAGCCACCAACCUAUCAAGGAGAGCUUGAUCCAACUAUACUGGAAAACUGGUUGAGGGAGUUUGAGAAACUUUUUGGGGCAGUAAGGUGUCCAGAAACUUCAAAAGUAGGUUGUGUUACCUACUACCUCAGGGGUGAAGCUGACCUUUGGUGGCAGCAAAAUGAAGCUACCAUUAAGGCACUACCUGGAUUCAACUGGACUAUGUUUCAAGAGAAGGUUAGGGACAAGUUUUACCCUAGCCUCUUACAAAAACAAAAAGCUGAGGAAUUUUCUAACCUUGCAAUGGGGAAUAUGUCGGUCACUGAAUACUACACCAAGUUUAUUGAGUUGUCACGAUUGGCUACAGAGUCUGUUUCUACAGAAAAGUCUAAGGCUAGGAAGUUUGAGAGUGGACUGACUACUGAUUUUCAGUUAAAGCUGUAUGGGCAAGUAUUUGAAACCUUUGAUGAAGUGUAUGGGAGAGCUGCACACCUCUAUGCAUUGGAGCUGAAGAAAAAGAAAGAGCUAGCUAAGAUAGAAGGGAAAGAAAAAAGAGAAAAGAGGUGGGGCAAAACCCUGGAAACCAGCAAGGUAACUAGAACAACUUUAAGAAGCAAAAGUACCACCAUAACAACAACAACUUCAGCAACAACAAAUUUCCAAGGCAACAAUCGCCAAGGUGGUCGGAACUUUAAUGGUGGAGCUAAGAACUCUAACAAGGAAAAUAAUAAGGAUGGAAGGCGCUAUUUUUGCAAAAGGUGCAAGAAUAACCAUCCUGGUAGGGAUUGUGAUGGAAAUUUGGUUACCUGUCGUGCUUGCAACAAGUUAGGAUACAGGAAGUACGAAUGUUUCUCCAAGGAUCCCAAUCGAAACAAACAGGGCAAUUGA